AAAAAUAAGUGUAUGUCAAAGCAAAACUAUAACAAGGGCAAUCAUAAAAAUUAUAAAUCUUUCAUUGGAAGAUUUAGUGUGCUUGAAAACUUUUUAAUACGCUAAUUUGAAUAUUUAAUAACAAUUUCGAAAAUGUCCAACGAAAAGGAAAAACCGGUAGAGGAGGAGGAGGCGGAAGCGGAAGCUUUAGAAGAGGCGGGAAUUUUAGAAGCUGAUGUCGGAGCCCAUUUCGAUCAACAAUUGGCGUCCAUUGAUCCUCGUCUCUCGAUACAAAUGGAUCCUUUGGCGCAUCAUCAUCUUCGACCUGAAAUGAUGUUUAUCCGCGAGGAGUUGCGUCAGGCCAAAAUGCAGACCUUAGCGGUUCGUCGAGCUGCUCUGAAGAAACUUUUGGUGAAAGAUUUUCUACAAGAAGACUGUGAACUGAGGAAUAUUGGCCUCUCUUAUGCUUCCCCAGAUGUUUAAUUCGUGAUGUUAUUUUUUCUUUCAAAAAUAUAAUAAAAUGGUCUACUUUUUUUACA
Molecule: messenger RNA, 518 nt
Organism: Papilio xuthus (Asian swallowtail)
Lineage: Eukaryota; Metazoa; Arthropoda; Insecta; Lepidoptera; Papilionidae
Exons: 3
Coding region: 133-462 (109 amino acids)
Source: RefSeq, a predicted model, not a curated record